GAGGCAGCAACGAUGACCAUGUCGAACGGCGCGCCCACACUUCGACUACUCUUUCUCCCGCGCUCGCACCCUCCCCUCCCCUUCACCCCACCAUGAGGUUCGUCUCGCUGGCAACCCUGAUCACGCUCUCGACCUGGCUUGCGCUGGGCAGUGCUGCACCGCUCGAGGGAAGCGCUGUAGGCGAUCUCUACGCUCGCGCGGCGGCAAGCACCAAAAGCUGCACAAAAAGCGCUCAGUGCAGCUCGGGAAACUUUUGCAAUCGCAACAAGUGCGCCCCUCUGGCUCCUGUUGGAGCAGGCUGCUACAAAAACUCGGGUUGCUCUGCGCCCGGUAUAUGUUUCAACAGCAAAUGCCUCGGUAAUAGCGCCAAACCCUCGGGCGCGCCUUGCCGUGCCAGUACUGAAUGCACCAGCGCUUAUUGCGGCUACUCGACGUGUCGAGUCAAGGCUGCGAGUGGUGCUUCUUGCUACAAAGGUCUCCGCCCCCGGCCACUCUCAAGGUCGGUUGCGAGUCGGGAAAAUGUACAAAGGGCAAGUGUGCUGCUGCUGCUGGCACCACACCGCCUUCGACCACUCCGCCCAGCACUCCGCCAGCAGCAGCUCCAUCUGGCUCGACCGACUUGACUGGCUUUACAGCCACUUCGCUUGGAAGUUGGACUGCCAAUGGUAAUGCCACGCCACAACAAGUUGGCAGCAUCAUCUACGCCAGACUGAUGGCGACCGUUGCUGCCUCGGCCGGCAUCACCCGAACCGUCCCGAUCAAGCGCGGCGCCGGCUCCUCUUUGGACAAGCGCCAAACCACGUCUCAGCUCGUCACAGUGGGCUAUGCUUAUCAGGUGCAGACCUACGCUCCUGGCACAGGGACCGGCACUUGCAAGGUCGUUCCCUCGCUCAACGGCGUUGCGCGUCAAACGAUUGAUCUCGGUCGAACCGCAAGCAACGCCGGUACCGGCGCACCGUACGUCAGCGCUACUGCCAGCUACACUUGGGCUGCUGGCGCAACUGCUCCCAAUGCUGAUCUCACAAGCAUCAAGAUCGACACUGUCUGCACGGGCAGUGCGAGUGCCACUGUUGGCAUCACCAACAUCUACAGUCGCGUAGCAGUCACCACCACGCCAGCCACCGGCGCACGACUGGAUGACUUUUCCACAGGCUUGGGGGCAUGGAGAUCCACGGGCACCGGCAGCACUCCAACAGCAGUGACUGAUCAAUUUGGAGAACGCGCUAUCCGUCUCACGGGAGGCAACAACAUCACUCGUAUCAAUAUCAACCAAGGAACAAAACCCGCCAACGCUGCUUCAGCCAGCGUUUCAUGGAGGUUCCAGCUCGUCUCGCUCAGCGGUGGUGCCAGCGAUGCCUCUUGCUCUUUCAUUAGGUACGCAAACGGUUACAUCUCUGGGGACACUGCUUUCAUCGAUCCAGACAGGCUAGGCCGGGGUUACACUACUUAUACGAUGAGCUUCAUCAAUAAUCCUGCAACCCGCAUGAUGAUCCCUACCACCACUUCGGUCUCCCUCGCGUUGACGUGCAGCGCUGGCGUCACUGGCACAGUCAACGUCAAGCACAUUGAGUGAGUGGAGUGGAGCGCGCCGUGGAGCGGCGCGGUGCAGCGCGGAGCAGCGUGGUCAUUCUUUCGCAUCGCAGCGCACCGCACCGCACCGCAGCGCAUCCUUUCUGACACUGCGCUCUCCCCCCCAGUACACA
Molecule: messenger RNA, 1703 nt
Organism: Ceraceosorus guamensis
Lineage: Eukaryota; Fungi; Basidiomycota; Exobasidiomycetes; Ceraceosorales; Ceraceosoraceae
Exons: 4
Coding region: 404-1573 (389 amino acids)
Source: RefSeq, a predicted model, not a curated record